GUUCAGGCUAGGAACACGCUGAAGCUAUGGAUAACAAUCGCUAAGAAACCAACCAAAAGGCACGUGUAUUCUAUACUGGUAUCCCAUUCAUUCACGUGGGUCUUCUCAACGAUUACAUCAGUGACGUAUGCAUUUUUAGGCAGUGCUGCUGUAAAACAUAGACCAUCUUACUUCUGAACUCUGUCAAAAUAUUAACAGGGAAAUCAACUACCAAAGCAAACACCAUACCCUAAAGAUGGCUGUUAGAAUCGAAUUGAAGCAAAUAGACUUAAAGGGCAAGAAAAUUGUCGACGAAUCCGUCUUCAACAUUCUCAACGACUACCUGCAACUAGGAAGUUCUACAUCCACCUCUCAGGCAGCCAUCGCCAUAUCAAAACUAGCCCCCGAGCCCAGUGGCGAAGAGAAAACCCUAAGCGACGAAUUCUUUUUCGGGCUAUGGAAAAGCAUCAUUGGGGUCGCAGAGCAGAUCCCACCUGAUCAUUUCGCGCAGGACAAGUUAGUAGGCGUCUUAAGGGAACUUACACUGCUCCCAGAUAGUGGGGUUACGGUAUGGGGAGCCCGCCUUUGGACAGAUUUACCAGUUCUUGGCGCUGUUUUCAGGGAACACUUGAAUGGGCCUGGUCAUUCGGCCGAUGAAGAGGAGCAAGGGCAGAUUGAUCUGGCUUGGAUACGAUUCCAUGCUUUCUCUGCUAAACUGAUUGGGGCUGGAGUGGUGCAUUUUGAGAACCAACCCAUAUGGAUGUUGCGCGAGGCAUUAGAGGAACAGAAGAACCCGGUAAAAAGCAGUGCGUUGGAUAGAGACUUGAUAACGGCGGCUAUGUACAUCGAGUUCUCAGGCCCAGUGCUAGUUGAAGCGUUGGCGGCCAACCCUGAGCCGGAACUCAGCGACGAACUUCGCCGUAUACUUAAGGCUGGUACACUCUUCAGUGGGGGUUCGGGGCUGAGACUAGAUAGGUGGUCGUACUGGACUAAGAGAUUUAGAGAGGAGGCGGAGAAAACGAAGAGCGAGAAGGCGAAAGCAAUUGCCUUGCGAACUGCUCGGUUGAUGGAAGUUUGGACCAAUGCAAGAUUGAGUAACUGAAGCAGACUAAUGAUUAGAGAUCGCCGGGGGGGGUUAAGGAAUGAUUAUGUUUACCUAAGUAGGUACGAACCGUCCUAGUGGUUUUGACUCUUAGCUGCGUGACCUCAGUUAACUUGGAACGCGCCUUCCACGCCUCAAAUACAAUACUUUUCUCCUGUG
This is a messenger RNA of Hypoxylon trugodes, 1240 nucleotides long. RefSeq lists its product as uncharacterized. Lineage: Eukaryota; Fungi; Ascomycota; Sordariomycetes; Xylariales; Hypoxylaceae. The transcript is spliced from 2 exons. The record is from RefSeq and is a predicted model, not a curated record. The coding region runs from base 236 to 1081 and encodes 281 amino acids.